GGCCACUUUCCUCAACUUGAUGUCAAUAGUUCUUAAGACAUUAUCCGGUCAUGUGACCCGUGGGCAUACCACGUGGUGGCGAAACGUUUAAAACUAGUGAGUCGCUGUUGUAGACGCCAGUCUCCGUCACAACACCUAUUGCGCAGCUCCUCUGUCUCCUUGAACUGGCGGACAGGGAUAUUGAUUCCUUCGACGCUCCAGCCGUCAGCAGAGGGAACUUUCCAGGAGUUACAACAUAACUUUCAGAACAUUUCCCGGAUUUUCUACCAUGUUUGGUAACUGAACAGUGUUUGUUUUUUAACGUUAUUCUAACCUGCGUGUCUUGGAUAUAAAUAAAGUGACAAUAAAGUCCAUGUGCAAUGCAGAACACUACAGGAAAUAUUCCAUAUAGGGGUAGUUUUACCUGGCCUACCCACGACGUAGGAAGCACCCCAUAUACCAGCACUGAUGUGAACACGACCAGUAAAGUCAACGAUACCUACGACAUCAACGACUAUUAUGAUUACGACUAUGAUGUAGCGGUGACAUCUCUGCCGCUGGAGGAACUCAUCCCAGUGUCGCUUGCGUACAGCAUCACCUUGGUGUUUGGACUGUGUGGCAACUUCCUGGUCAUCUUCGCUGUGUGCAGGUACAAGAGUCUACGGAGCAUCACCAACGCCUUUCUAACCAGCCUUGCAUCAGCUGACCUGCUUCUCGUGCUCAUCUGUGUCCCCGUCAAGUGCGCUGCAUUCUUUACCUUCACAUGGUCAUUCGGCGCCUUCCUGUGCAAGUUCGUCCACUACAUGCAGACGGUGUCGAUGAUCUGCUCUGUCAUGACUCUUACUGUCAUGAGCAUCGAAAGGUUUAUUGCAAUAUUGAUGCCCCUCAGAGCCAAAUAUAUCUGUACAAGUGCACAUGCACGCGUCGUCAUCUUCUUCACAUGGGUUGUGUCUUUCUCCAUGGCUACCCCGGUUUUAGUGAUACAGACGCACCAUGAAGUCGGGACAGUACGGAAGGCCUACUGGUGUAUCAAGAAGUAUGGUGACCCAAGUCUGGCCAUCUUGUUUGAGUCGUACAUGUUCAUCAUUAUCUUCGUGGUGCCAGUACUGGUGAUGGUGGUCGCCUACACGGGGAUCUGCUGUGAGCUGUCGCGAGUGUCAGGCGCCAGAUUGGCACUAGGUGUUACACAGGGCGGGAGUUACGCAUCUCAUGAAAGAACACCAAUGGUUCGCCAGACAGGUGGCUGUGUGGCUCCCAUAUACAGACACCCCAACCAGGUGUUUAAAGAGCCAAGAGAAAAGAAGUCACGACUGGAUGAAGAGAAAUGUAAAGUGAUCCAGAUGUUGAUUGUGGUGGUUGUGCUGUUCAUCAUCUGCUGGGGGCCUAUCCUCAUCAACAACCUCCUGGUAUCCACGGGUGUAUUGCCCGAGCUCCACAUUGGCUACCUCAAACCAAUGAGACAGGCCUUCUUCCUUAUGUCAUAUAUGAACAGCUGCACCAACCCUGUGGUGUACGGCUUUAUGUCCAAGAACUUCAGGAAGAGUUUCAAACAUGCCAUAUUGUGUUGCUGCCGGACAAGGGUCAGAAAGAGGGAGAUGGAACAAUCCUUUGCCACAAGAACCACCAUGGUGGACAGCAGUAGCCACCAACUGGACAAUAUCCAAGCCGGGAGUUACAGAUCUACACCAGCAACGCAGUACCGGCAUCUUCCUCCACAGAUGGGUCACAGGUUUAACACAAGGAUAUAACACAGCUGGUAUAUAGGAUGUUCACACACUCUCACGUAUAUAUCAAUAAACUAUUCCUGCUUCGUUCCAGAAAACAGUCAAGCCUGGUUGAAACAGAGGGGCUAAAGUUGUGUUGUGCUUGUGAAUAUCAUUCUCGCACCGAGUUCGCAUAUUCAGUAAACAGUAAAGCGACCAUAGCUUUGUGAAACAGAGGAGUAUAUAGCCUCCUCAAUAUGUAUCGUUACUUUACUUUGCAAAUACAUUUUGAAGAAAUUAAAGUAUCUUAGAACUAAAAACAAUAACUAUGUAAAAUUUUGUCACUGACACUCUGCUAACGACAGGACAGGUCAUGUUUACCCUUUUAGCAAACACCUGCUGUCAUCACCGACCUCCAGUGGUCCAUUCAUAUGAUUUACAUAGAUGGAAUCUAUUUCUAAAGGACGGGAUAUUCUUUUAUAAUUUCAACCAAUCUUAUCAAUGUUACUUUUGAAUUAACAAAAUCAUUUUGGGGGGCUGAGCUAAGAACUUCGAUUUGGGUUGAAAUCAUUACUGCUAUGACAUAACGAAGAACCAUACAUAUGUAUGAUACUUGGAAACACAUACAUGUAUAUAGAUGAUACUAAACAACCUUUCGUGUAAUACC
Molecule: messenger RNA, 2349 nt
Organism: Haliotis rubra (blacklip abalone)
Lineage: Eukaryota; Metazoa; Mollusca; Gastropoda; Lepetellida; Haliotidae
Product: QRFP-like peptide receptor
Exons: 6
Coding region: 360-1727 (455 amino acids)
Biological process (GO): G protein-coupled receptor signaling pathway
Cellular component (GO): membrane
Molecular function (GO): neuropeptide Y receptor activity
Source: RefSeq, a predicted model, not a curated record